Molecule: messenger RNA, 2210 nt
Organism: Schistosoma rodhaini
Lineage: Eukaryota; Metazoa; Platyhelminthes; Trematoda; Strigeidida; Schistosomatidae
Source: the annotation of a GenBank genome assembly
UAAAAACUGGUAUGUUCGAGCAUUAAGUUUCUAUUUUGCAACUCCAACUUCAAUACAGUGAGCAAGACUACUGCUAAACUCUUCUGCAAUGCAACUCGUGCUAGAGUAAAACGUCCAGUUGUUGAAGAGAAGAUUUUUCAAACAAUAAAGUUUAGAAUCCUAAAUACACUAUAACGAUCAGUUAAAUAUCAAUUCGAAUGAUUAUAGUUAAUAAACAGAGUCAUUUUUUAAUGAAUACAGAUUAUAAUGGAAACGGAACUGGAAGUCCAUUAGCAACAUUCCCAGUGAACAAAUUUAUGUAACGAAAAUUUAUCUUAAAUCAAUUUUUGAUUUUCUCCCUCUAUGUUGUAUUUGAAGAAUCCAUACCCCUAACACAUACAUAAAAAUCUGUCAUAAAAGAUUACCCAAUAUUUUAAUCGAACACCACUAAAAACCCUGUUUACAUUUAAGAAGCCGUUUAAGUAUAAUCCAUUAAAAUAUUUUGUUUAUGGACUAUCAUUUAAAAAACUGCAUCAUAUGAGAUGAAUGAAGACUUCUCUUUUUACAAGUUUUUUUCAGAUUCUACAAUCAUAUGUGGCAAUUAAUUAUUCAAAAAGUGGCCAGGUUUAAGAUGAAAUGAGUCGUUUAAAGUUAUAGCAUGUGGAGAAUAAGUUAAUUUUUUUUCCGAUUAUUUUGCGGGUCAGUAAUUUUUUGUCAAAGUCUGUCAAACUUGAAGUUUCUCAAUCGGUAAAAACAGUACCAGUUCGGAUUUAAAACCACAGAAAUGUAUGCAAAAGAAAUAUGUUCAACCCCUUCUCUUAUCUUAGACAACCUCAGGCCCAAUCAAUCAAUGGAGAUACAUCUCUGAGAUACAGAUUUAAAGAAGGUCAAAAUGAAAUCUACGUCAAUGAAGGUGAUAAUCUGAUUUUUAUCUGUCCAUCAAAUCGAACAUUUUCCCAAUCACUUUACUGGACAAAUGAUUCACGAGUAACAAUAAAAUGCAAUCGAACUUUAUCCAUUAAAGUAAUUAAACUUUUAGAUUGUUUCGGUGAUAAUUAUGCAACGGAAUUUAUACUCAAAAUUAGUAAAUUUCAUGAAAUUUCAUCUCUUCCAGUUUUUCAUCAUGAAUUACCUAUUCAUUUUGUAGCUCAAUCAGUUAUUUGUCAAAAUAGUAACUUCCGCCUAAGUGUUAGACUGGCGUCAACACAUAAGACCUCAAGCACAGAUAGCGUUUCCAAUGGUUCUGCAAUAUAUAUCAAAAAGUCUAAUUUGACAAAUCAUUAUGAAAAAUCUACUACCUCAAAUAAAUCAUCCUAUUUUCAUAUAAAACGGAAAAUUGCAAAAUUUGUCUCCAAUGUCUCUUCCACUUCCCACUUAAAUUAUGAAUUUACUAAUUUAGAGCAAACAAACUGGAAGGAAUAUCGUUUCCUUAUUUUACCAGCGACAUUAGCAUUUUUUACACUCAUUGGAAUGCAAAUUGUUUUUUGUAGUUUUUGGUUACCUAUCUCAGUGAUUAAUAAAUUUUUCAAACAUUUUCGACCGUCUAAACACUUACACAAAUUAAAAUCACAAUCUAACCAGAAAGUGAAACAAAAUGAAUCAAACUCCUUAAAAGUUUGCAAAGAAAAUUCGAAAAUUCCAAACCAAAGUUUAUGUUGGAGUAUACCGACUCAAAUGUCAAUGAAUUCUUGUACAACACAUUCAAUGAAAGAGUCAAUCUCUAAUUAUAAUCAAUUUAUCACUUCUUAUAAUCAAUUAAAUGAUUAUAAAUUAAUAAAUCAAAAUUAUCAAACUGAUUUUCAUAGUCAAAAUUAUCAAUUUCAAUUGGUAAUACCUCAAAAAUCACUUAAAGAUAAUCAUGAUGAUUAUAUUAAUCAAACAAAUUCAAAGAUUUUAUGUAAUUGUUCUUAUCAUCAACAUCAAAUUAUUAUGAAAUUAAAUGAAAAACAAACAAAUAUUUUACCAAUUUUUAUUUCAUCUAAUAUGAAAUCACAUGGAAGUUAUACAACGACACAAACUAUUUCAGAAUUAAUUCAAAAAUGAUAAACAAUUAAUUUUAAUAUUAUUAUUAAUAUUAUGUGUAACGAAGAUUACUUUCUUUUUUGUUUUGUAAAUAUUUACUUACUUACGCCUGUUACCAACCCCUCGCGGAGAUGCAUAGGCCGCCCACCAGCGUUCUCUAUCCAACCCUGUUUUGGGCAGUCCUAUCCAGUUCUUUCCAGUUAACAUUC